AUGAGUGAUCGAUUCAAAUAUUCUCAUAAUGGAAUCUGUAAAAUUCCAAAUGUUCCAGAAACUAUUGCGGCUGCCAAUCAUACUCCAGCACAAUUUCUAUUUGAAGUUAAUAAUUUUAAAGUUGGGGGUACAGGAGAUUUUUCGUAG
Messenger RNA from Caenorhabditis briggsae, 147 nucleotides. Lineage: Eukaryota; Metazoa; Nematoda; Chromadorea; Rhabditida; Rhabditidae. The record is from RefSeq and is a predicted model, not a curated record. The transcript has 2 exons. The coding region runs from base 1 to 147 and encodes 48 amino acids.